Ficedula albicollis (Collared flycatcher) is the source of this 2094-nucleotide messenger RNA. Its product is annotated as DNA-directed RNA polymerase II subunit RPB1-like. Bases 1 to 2094 code for a protein of 697 amino acids. The record is from RefSeq and is a predicted model, not a curated record. The transcript has 3 exons. Lineage: Eukaryota; Metazoa; Chordata; Aves; Passeriformes; Muscicapidae.
AUGGGAUUUGUGGACGUGAGGAUGCGGGGACUUGGGGACACGGGGGAUCUGGUGACACAGGCGGCACAUCCGGGGCGCAGCACAACCGCGCCGGCACGGCGCCGCUUCCGUGCGGCGGGGACGGAGCUUCCUCCGGGAAACCGCAGCCGGCGGGCACCGCGGGUGGGGUCCCCGGGGAUCCACCCACGGUACAGCCCGGUGCAGAGUGUGGGGUCCCCGGGGAUCCACCCACGGUACAGCCCGGUGCAGAGUGUGGGGUCCCCGGGGAUCCACCCACGGUACAGCCCGGUGCAGAGUGUGGGGUCCCCGGGGAUCCACCCACGGUACAGCCCGGUGCAGAGUGUGGGGUCCCCGGGGAUCCACCCACGGUACAGCCCGGUGCAGAGUGUGGGGUCCCCGGGGAUCCACCCACGGUACAGCCCGGUGCAGAGUGUGGGGUCCCCGGGGAUCCACCCACGGUACAGCCCGGUGCAGAGUGUGGGGUCCCCGGGGAUCCACCCACGGUACAGCCCGGUGCAGAGUGUGGGGUCCCCGGGGAUCCACCCACGGUACAGCCCGGUGCAGAGUGUGGGGUCCCCGGGGAUCCACCCACGGUACAGCCCGGUGCAGAGUGUGGGGUCCCCGGGGAUCCACCCACGGUACAGCCCGGUGCAGAGUGUGGGGUCCCCGGGGAUCCACCCACGGUACAGCCCGGUGCAGAGUGUGGGGUCCCCGGGGAUCCACCCACGGUACAGCCCGGUGCAGAGUGUGGGGUCCCCGGGGAUCCACCCACGGUACAGCCCGGUGCAGAGUGUGGGGUCCCCGGGGAUCCACCCACGGUACAGCCCGGUGCAGAGUGUGGGGUCCCCGGGGAUCCACCCACGGUACAGCCCGGUGCAGAGUGUGGGGUCCCCGGGGAUCCACCCACGGUACAGCCCGGUGCAGAGUGUGGGGUCCCCGGGGAUCCACCCACGGUACAGCCCGGUGCAGAGUGUGGGGUCCCCGGGGAUCCACCCACGGUACAGCCCGGUGCAGAGUGUGGGGUCCCCGGGGAUCCACCCACGGUACAGCCCGGUGCAGAGUGUGGGGUCCCCGGGGAUCCACCCACGGUACAGCCCGGUGCAGAGUGUGGGGUCCCCGGGGAUCCACCCACGGUACAGCCCGGUGCAGAGUGUGGGGUCCCCGGGGAUCCACCCACGGUACAGCCCGGUGCAGAGUGUGGGGUCCCCGGGGAUCCACCCACGGUACAGCCCGGUGCAGAGUGUGGGGUCCCCGGGGAUCCACCCACGGUACAGCCCGGUGCAGAGUGUGGGGUCCCCGGGGAUCCACCCACGGUACAGCCCGGUGCAGAGUGUGGGGUCCCCGGGGAUCCACCCACGGUACAGCCCGGUGCAGAGUGUGGGGUCCCCGGGGAUCCACCCACGGUACAGCCCGGUGCAGAGUGUGGGGUCCCCGGGGAUCCACCCACGGUACAGCCCGGUGCAGAGUGUGGGGUCCCCGGGGAUCCACCCACGGUACAGCCCGGUGCAGAGUGUGGGGUCCCCGGGGAUCCACCCACGGUACAGCCCGGUGCAGAGUGUGGGGUCCCCGGGGAUCCACCCACGGUACAGCCCGGUGCAGAGUGUGGGGUCCCCGGGGAUCCACCCACGGUACAGCCCGGUGCAGAGUGUGGGGACCCCGGGGAGCCACUCACAGCCCGGCGCCGAGCGUGGGGACCCCGGGGAGCCACCCACGGCACGCUGCAGAGUGUGGGGUCCCCGGGGAGCCCCCCAGGACAGGGAGCCCAGGGACCCCACGCUCUCUCGCACCCGGCUCCCCGCCAGCCCCCGGGAGCGGGGCGAUCCCGCUGCUGGAGCUGCCGCCAGCAGUGUCCCCAAACGACACAGGGUCGGUCCCCCGGGUGCUGCUCCCCGGGAUGGGGGGGCACGAAGGAGGAGCCACUGCGAUGCCGGGAAGCCCAAGGCUGUUGGUGAAGUCUGGGAGGAGCAGCGGAGGCCCGGCCUCGCUGGGUGCCUCGGGGUGACCCCUGGGGGCCAGGGCAGGGGGGUGUUGCUGAACCCCCCAACACGGAGAGGGGACUCCCAGAACCUCUCUGCCAACCCUCCAGGGUCCUGA